AAAGCCCACACUCAAUCGUUCGAGGGCGUAGCCGUAGCACGUAGAGUACAGCAUGAUGGCGCAUAGCACUCGUAGGGCCAAUGCCAUCCUCGUCGUGGGGAUGGUCCUCGCGGCUGCCAUGGCAGCGGUGGCGGCGGCACAGGUGUCGUGUGGGGACGCGGUGAGCGCGCUGAUCCCGUGCGGGUCGUUCCUGGUGGGCGCCGUCGCCGGGGCGCCGAGCGAGAGCUGCUGCCGCGGCGCGCAGGCGCUGCGUGGGAUGGCGGGCACGGUCGGGGCGCGGCGCGCGCUGUGCAGGUGCCUGGAGCAGUCCGGUCCGUCCUUCGGCGUGCUCCCGGACCGCGCCCGGCAGCUCCCGGCGCGCUGCAACCUCGGCAUCUCCAUCCCCGUGAGCCCCCACACCGACUGCGACAAGAUACAGUGAGCGGCCGGCGGGCGGGUGGAUGGUGACCGGCGGCGCGGCCGGGUGGCGUGAUGUGAUGGCACGAAGGGUUCCAUGGAGGAGUUCAUGGCUGAAUAAAUACUACUGUAGCUACUAUACUACCUGUAUUUCGCCUGCCCUGCUACUACCGUCCGUAGUCAUGGUUGAAUAAUGGUCUCAGUAUUAAUCUUUCGCAUUCGCACCA
Hordeum vulgare subsp. vulgare (domesticated barley) is the source of this 623-nucleotide messenger RNA. RefSeq names its product non-specific lipid-transfer protein 1-like. The transcript is spliced from 2 exons. Gene Ontology annotation, biological process: lipid transport. Bases 53 to 421 code for a protein of 122 amino acids. Gene Ontology annotation, molecular function: lipid binding. Gene Ontology annotation, cellular component: membrane. Lineage: Eukaryota; Viridiplantae; Streptophyta; Magnoliopsida; Poales; Poaceae. The record is from RefSeq and is a predicted model, not a curated record.